Messenger RNA from Kalmanozyma brasiliensis GHG001, 1407 nucleotides. RefSeq lists its product as uncharacterized. NCBI's taxonomy places the organism in Eukaryota, Fungi, Basidiomycota, Ustilaginomycetes, Ustilaginales. The transcript has a single exon. The record is from RefSeq and is a predicted model, not a curated record. Bases 1 to 1407 code for a protein of 468 amino acids.
AUGGCGGGCAUUCCGAUGACGGUGACGGCCGUUCCGGCAUUUCCGACGCAAGUGCCGUUCAACAGCAGCUAUCCGCCUUUACCAGCGAUUGCCAACGCAUCCUGGGCUUCUCGCUUCGGCCCACCCGAUGAUCUGGUGGUCAUCUCUGCGCGGCGUGUCAACUCGAUUCUUCCGUCUCUGAUCACAGCAUCCAUGGCGCUCGGGCUGGUGGUAUCCGACUGGUCCAUCCAUCUGCCGUGGGAAUGGAAGCUUCUCUCCCGACGCAAAAAGUGGAAGCUCUCGCACAUUGCCUACUUUGCCUCGCGCAUUGGUGGACUGGGAUUCAGCAUCUGCGCAAUACUCCACUCGGUAGUGGGCAAUGUGGCAGGCGGACCCAUGGAACUGGGCGCACGACGCUGGGACUACGCCAACAUGGCUUGUUCAGCUGACCGUCGCGCGAUGACAUUCUUCUCGAUGCUCUCGAUUGCAGGCAGUAGCGGCAUCCUGCUCCUGCGCUGUCUCGCGCUCUAUCGCUUCAACAUCAUCGCUGUGGUCUCGCUCGGUCUGCUGUGGCUCGCCACCCCCGCAUUCCUCAUUGUCAACAUCUUUGUGCUCACCAGCGGGAGCAAACGUAACGGAAUCAGCGCAUGCGAUCCCGCCCCACCAAAGAAGCUCUCGGCUCCCAUCAUCUACAUGAUGCCGUGGUUCGUGCUGCCCAUCUUUGACUCGACCAUCCUGGUGCUGUCGCUGCUCGGUCUGCGACGGGCCUCGCACCGACGACGCAGCUCGCCUCUCGAGCGCAUGUUCCGCAAGGACAAUAUCUUCUACUAUGCGAUUGUCUUCCUGUGCGUCAUCCCGAUCCCCAUCUGGUACCUGCGUUCGCAGCGCGAUGGCAGGAUGAUGCCGUAUCUCAACCUCUACAUUGGACUGUCGAGCAUCUUGUCGUGUCGCAUGUUCAUCAAUCUGUGGAAGGCCAUCGGGAGGGAGCUGGCGUUGGCGCAUACCUUCGGCAGCAACACGCAAGAUCCUUACCGCAUAGACACGAGCAUGGACCAGGCGACGGCAGGAUUGGUGGGAUCUCGCGUCAGCCUGCCUACCUCCGAGGUGCGCGAGGGCCCCGACUCAAUAGCCGAAUCCGCUUCUCCGACGGAUGCGAGCGCAGCCGGCGCCUCUCCGCUUCGCGAGAAGGCCCCUGCGUCAUCUACUUCCAUCGAUACCAAGUCAGCGUCCGCGUUGGCCAUCACCAGGGACUCUGAUGCAGUCUCGUCAACGCAGAGCCCUCACGCAACACGGUACCGCAGCAUCGUGCCGGAUUGGACAGAUGUCGAUCCUGAUCUUGCGUAUAGUUUGAAUGGCGACUACUAUGAAGGUGCCAACUCGCUUUCGUACGAUCACCGGUCGCGAGGAAUGCACUCUACUCCCUUCUAG